AUGACGGAGCUCCGAGCUGCUUUGGUCAACGCCGACUUCUUAGCUUUCCUUUGCAUGGAGCUCACCUUGACAGAGUCAUGCUGUUACAAGCCAAAUUCGAUAAAAGAGGAUUGCAAACCGCACACUCUGUCGAAAAGUACUUCCUUGUGGAUGUUCAUGCGUCACAAUGCUCCAGAAAUCCUUAAGUGUCAAGCUUCACGCAGCGAGCGGGGGGUAGAAAACGAUGUUUCAUAUCCCUGGGCCGCGCUCGCUCAACUGGCACCACCCAAGUUCUAUUCCGAUCUUAUCGAGAGCACUAUCGGAGCAAUUUUUAUAGACAGCGGGGGUCGUAUAGAUGCAUGUGAGCAGUUUUUGGAAAGGAUUCAUCUGAUAGCUUAUCUUGAGCGUUUUGUGGGGCAGGCUAUACUUAUAGGGCACCCUAAGAACGCACUAGAUCGCAUUCUGGGUACCCGGAGAUCAUAUUUUGAAUUUGCACGAACGGAUGAUGGGCUUUACAACAUCUCUGUCUGGCUAGAGGGAGGUAAUAUUGCAUCUAUCAACGGUUGUUUGACAAAGAACGAGGCAGUUGUGCGAGGUGCGGAUGCGGCAAUGGCAUUUUUGUCACAUACCUGA
This is a messenger RNA of Penicillium canescens, 612 nucleotides long. RefSeq lists its product as uncharacterized. The transcript is spliced from 2 exons. The coding region runs from base 1 to 612 and encodes 203 amino acids. Gene Ontology annotation, molecular function: ribonuclease III activity. Gene Ontology annotation, biological process: RNA processing. The record is from RefSeq and is a predicted model, not a curated record. NCBI's taxonomy places the organism in Eukaryota, Fungi, Ascomycota, Eurotiomycetes, Eurotiales, Aspergillaceae.